This is a messenger RNA of Megalobrama amblycephala (Wuchang bream), 2468 nucleotides long. RefSeq lists its product as uncharacterized. The transcript is spliced from 6 exons. The coding region runs from base 645 to 1514 and encodes 289 amino acids. NCBI's taxonomy places the organism in Eukaryota, Metazoa, Chordata, Actinopteri, Cypriniformes, Xenocyprididae. The record is from RefSeq and is a predicted model, not a curated record.
UUGGAGAAUUUUUAAUUGUCAUAUUUAUGUGAACUAUUCUAGCAUUAAUUCAUAUAUACUAGCUUGACAUUGCACAUAGAUGUAGCUAUCUGAAGUGCAGUGUGGAGAAACGGUGUGGCCAUUGAGCAUUGGCCGUUCUCACACCAUGCUGCUCUUUUCAUCUCACACCAUGUAGUUAAAUAAAAACAGCAUCCAGAAUAACAGCAGACUGUCAAACAGAGUACAGUUAACAGACAAGAACAGCUUCUUAGCUUGCACUGAUUUCUACAUAGAGAAACAAACUAAUCCAAUAAUUGUAGAUGAUACGUUGAAAUAUACUGAGUGUACCUGCUGAAACAUAAGCAGUCUAAGAGCUACUUUGCAGCUUGUUUGCUUAAAUCAUUACCUGAAUAGUAAACGUUACUUCUUAAAGCUUCUGAUAAGUUAUAGAAGUGUAAUUUGCAACAUAAAGAGAUCUAUUAUUUCAGUGUUGCUUUGCAACAGUGAUUACUAAGUGCUAAGAAGGUCCACCCACUGGUGAGUUUUUUUUUUGUUUUUUUUUACUAAAAAGUAAAUGAAACUCAUGUACUGGCAUCUUUUGUCAUUAAGAUUGUGAGCGUUAAAGUUAACAUUAAAAGGUGGAUCAGAGCCUUGAAACUGCUAACAUGAGUACCUGGAUGUGCUUUUGGAUUUUAUGUUUUUGCAUUUCAGCUUUAACAACUACUUACUCGUUCUUCAUGAGUCAGUCUCCGAGCCUCACACACGUCUUAGUCGGUGACACUGUAAAAUUAACAUGUACAUUUGAGCAGAGAGUUUCUUACUGCUAUACUGCUGCAACAUGGCAUAAGUUGAACCUGCGGACUGGUAAACUCACACAGGCGAGGUCUAUCUCACAGUCUGAUUCACUUCAACAUGGUGAUAAAACUUGCGUUGUUAGUUUUACAAAUGUAACACCGAACGAUUCAGGUUUGUACUAUUGCAUUAGCCAUCACAACUCAAUGGUUAUUGUCGGCAGUGGAAGCAGGGUGAUCGUAACAGAUCGCUCUGUUGUGGAACCAAAAUUAUCCAUCUUAUACUCACCACAAGAACCUGACUCAUCAUCAGUACUGCUGCAGUGUCUUGUGACCGGAGUCGUCCCGUCUCAAGUGCGGGUGUUCUGGAUGAUUGGAGAGAAAGAGCAUGUUGGAUGGACCGAAUCUGCCUGGACAGACGCCACUGAUUCAGCCACAGAAUUCACACGUGCUCAUCUCUCUAUUCCUGUAGAGGAGUGGACAGACGAUGAUGAAAUCCAAUGCUUUGCUGAUUAUAAUGGCAAGAACAUCUCCAAAACACUGAAGCGAUAUGGAUUGAAUCAAAGAAAUCUCUGGCUUCUUUACUGUGGUUUUGUGGCAGCAUUCCUGACUAUGGCUGUGGCCUUCUCUAUUUGUUUAUGUCAAGGUAGACAGAGUGCAGUGACUGCAGAAAUGUCAUCUGUAAUGUUUUACCCUGUGGACCCCAUCAAUUUAGGACAGAAUUUAAUUCCAACAAAAAAAUAAUGGUAAAAAUAAAAUGUCUGUAUUAUUUUUAACUGUAAUUAUAUGAAUUAUGUGAAACAGCAUCAGUGGAGAUCAGAAAUUGAAAAGAAUGUUUGCGUAUGCAAACCAUUAUUGAAAUGAAAGUUAAUUCAUACAAAUUUGCAUCUUUCUAAUGGUUCAUGAUGAUAAAGGUCUGGUUCAUUCAGAUGCUUACUCUUUAUUCUCUGAAUUUGCUUUCUUUUGUACUCUGUGGGUGAAAAAGCAGCUUGCAAUUUUAUUUAUAGAGCUGUUAUGUUAAAACUAUAUAAAUAAUUCACAUUAUUGCUUUAUUAUUGCUUAAUGUCUCCUCUUGGUCCCAAAUAAAGAUAUUUUUACUUUUUAAAAACUGAAUUUCACUUUUAUGCAUUAGAAACAGAAAUUGCUUUCUGCCUUCAAAUCCUUUGUUAGGAAGCCAUAGGAACUGAACUUUUAUUAUGGUGCAAAGAAUCUUGAGUUUCAGUGAAUAACGAACAACUUAUAUUUCACUCUGUUUAUAGCUAUUGGUGGCUUGAAAAUGAACAAAGAUAUUUGCAUUUCCUUUCUUUCAUUUCAAAAGAGCUGUAGGGAAUCCGAAAGGCACAGAGGUGCUGAUAGCGAUCAAGAGCUGUAGGCCAAGAUGUGCAUAUAUUUGAAUGUCUAUUUUUUGGAGCUUUCUUCUGUCUAAUGCUCCUCUGCCUCUCUAUCCGAACUCUGACUUCCUGGGCAACUGGGUUCAAUGCCAUAGGCUGGAGUCAGGUCCUCGAUGGCAUCUCUCUUUCUCUCUUUCCUUUUAAAAGCUACUCUCUCUCUCUCAGGUAAAAUGUCAAAUACAUUCUGGGUGGUAUAUGUUUUUUUUUUAAUCAUAUCAUGCAUCUAUUUUGUAACUAUUUCCAGUUAGCCAUGGUAAUUUAGUAAGUAACUAUUAACCAUAAGCCAUUACUGUUAUUAAAGCUACUG